Messenger RNA from Nicotiana attenuata, 1183 nucleotides. RefSeq lists its product as uncharacterized. Lineage: Eukaryota; Viridiplantae; Streptophyta; Magnoliopsida; Solanales; Solanaceae. The record is from RefSeq and is a predicted model, not a curated record.
AUGAUUAAUUUGGAACCAUCUCCAAAUACACCUAAUCAGAGCAACACAAUAGGUGAGGGUACAUCUUCUCAAAGCAACAUAAUAGGCGAAACUGAGUGUAGCAGUACCCGCCGACCACGGACGCUUGUUACUCUUUCUCCUGCAGGGUUAGAGCCUUCAUAUGAAUGCUCUGAGUUUAUAACUAAGUCUUUCAAGAAUGAACUUGAUCCUAAUGGAUUCAACUGGAAAAAUGUCUCAAAUGAGUUAAAAAAAAUUUAUUUUGGAGAAUUCAAGAAGGCUUUCUACUGGGAUUCUUCAAUUGAUAGUGCGGUGCAGAUCCAAUGGGAGCGUAGGGCAGCAAGAAGAUACAGUGAUUUUAUUAGCAAACUAAAAGCAAAUAUGGUGCAACCGGACACUAUUCCAAAUAAUGUGUGGGAAAGUUGGUCGAGACUUUGGAAAGAUCCUAAGUGUGUUGAAAAGUCAGAAAUAAAUGCAAAAAAUUAUUGUGGUGGGAGCGAAAUUGCCACUGGGACUCAUACAGGUGGCUCUAUCAGUGUUGGGGAGCAUCACAAGAGACUUGCUGUUAAAAAGGGUCGAGAUCCAACACCAAAUGAGUUGCAUUUGCACGUCCAUACACAUGGUAAUGAUGGAAAAUCUUUUGUUGCUGAGAAAUCCCGAAUCGUACAUGAAAAAUAUAAGGAGAUAUUACAACAACAAAUGCAAACUCAAUCUGACAUUGAUCAGUGUAAAGCAUAUUAUCAAGCCGCAGGAGGAGAAAAGUAAAGAAGAGUAUAUGGUCUUGUCGCAGCAAAAUGCUACUACGGGCCAAAUCUUCAUGGCUCUCUUGGAUCUGAUGCUACAUCGUCAAUAACACCUCCAAAUUCUCAAUCAACACCGACAGAGAAUCUGGAUGAGUUAGUGAUGCGAUUGAUUCCUUCACUGACAGAUCAUAUAGUUCCUGUAAUCGUUGAGCGGGUACGCGAAUUAGUUUCCUUACCCUCGCAUCAGCCAAAUAUUGAUAUGGCACCUACAGUUCCAACAUCUUCUACUGCUGCUAACAUUGAUGAGGUUCAUGCAUUGGGUUCUGAUGAUGACCGUAACUCUCCAGCCUAGCGUAGUUAGCUUACUUUGUUUGGACAUUAUUGUUGGUCCUUGUGGAUUUUUUGUACUUAAUGAUACUGUUAUAUGCAUUAUGCUAUAUAUU